Molecule: messenger RNA, 1762 nt
Organism: Bipolaris maydis ATCC 48331
Lineage: Eukaryota; Fungi; Ascomycota; Dothideomycetes; Pleosporales; Pleosporaceae
Source: RefSeq, a predicted model, not a curated record
UCCAUCAACCCAAUCCUCUCUCAACCUUCCCCGGGCUCGUAGCUACCCACUCCACACCCCCCUCGUCAACAGUUCCACCAACAGGCGGUUCGACAAUCCCAUCAAUACUUCAAUAAUCCACUGCUGUUCAAGGUUACCUUUGCCGGUUUACCAGGACUCCAAGUUUCCCCAGUCACUCUACACGUUCGAUUCUUUACUCGUGUUCGUCAACCCUUAAAACUUCAGCAAAAAUGUCCGCACCUGUCGACAGUGUCACCGCCCAGAUGGCCACCACCUCCCUCACCACCGACAACACCGCUCCCGCACCCGCUACUACUACCACCACCACGGAGAGCACCGGCGCCCAGCAGCCCACCGCAGCCGAGGACGAGGCUGUGCGUGCGAGCGCCGCCGAGGGCAGGCGACUUUACAUUGGAAACCUCGCGUAUGCGACCACCGAGGGGGAGUUGAAGGACUUCUUCAAGGACUACUUGGUCGAGUCCACGACCAUCCCCACCAACCCGCGCACCUCGCGCCCCGUCGGCUACGCCUUUGUUGCCCUCUCUACCCCCUCCGAGGCUGAGCGUGCUAUUGCUGAGCUCAACGGCAAGGCCAUCCUCGACCGCAAGGUCUCCAUCCAGCUUGCCCGCACCCCCGAGGCCCACGCUGAGGGAGCUGGCAGCGGAGCCGAAGGCAACACCGGCGAGGCUCGCCGCCGCACCUCCACCCGCGGACGUGGCCGCGGACGUGGCCGUGGUGGCCGUGCCGGACGUGGAGGACGUGCUACCGACGCCGAGGGCGCCGAGCCAGCCGAGCCCUCCACUGAAGCUCCUGCCGAAUCUACUCCUACAAAUGUACCUGGCCAAGUUGCUCCCCUCACCGAGACUACGAACGAAGCGCUUACAGCAAAGAAGGGCGCCGACAAGGCCGCUGCUCCCCGCGAGCGCAAGCAGCGUGGUCCUCCCGAGGAUGGCGUUCCCUCCAAGACCAAGGUCAUGGUUGCCAACCUGCCUUAUGACCUGAAGGAGGAUAGGCUUCUCGAGAUUUUCAAGGACUACUCACCUACCCAGGCCAAGAUCGCCCUCCGCCCCAUCCCCCGCUUCAUGGUCAAAAAGCUCCAGGCUCGUGGUGAGCCUCGCAAGGGCCGUGGUUUCGGUUUCGUUACCCUCGGCUCCGAGGAGCUCCAACAAAAGGCGUGUGCCGAGAUGAACGGCAAGGAGAUUGAGGGCCGUGAGAUCGCCGUUAAGGUCGCGAUCGACUCACCCGGCAAGGAGGACGAUGCACCAGACGCGUCCGCUGAGAGCGAGGCCCCUACCACCGAGGCCACUACCACCAACGCAACCCCUGAGAAGGUCGUCGAGAACCCUCCUGCUACCACCACCGCAGCUUAGGUGGUUGCAUCCGCCUAGAUGUAUGCUCCCUUCGCCGAGCCGUAUGUGGCAUUGUAAGGCGACGUGGAUCUGUGUAACGAAGAGUUCUGGCCUAUGGACAUCUGCCAUUUAUCAUGAUAGAGACAUAUAGGCUAGGGCCUUCAGCAUGUUAGUUCGUUCAAGUUAUCGGGUUAUAUCCGCAAAAAAGUGGGAAUUCGGAGUUCAUCAGGGCACGGUGUCUAUGGUGGACUAUCUCGGGUUCAUUACGGUUACGGAAGACUGAGUUAGCUAGUCCGAGUUAUGAGAUAUGGGUUCAAUGAAUAAAGAAACGAAUACAAAUAUACGUAUAGAUGGAUGUCUUUGUUCCUGUUGAGUCUCUAUAGCUUAGGAAUGACAACGUGUACGAUAUUGUU